UAACGCGAGAAGUGAAUCUGCAUAUUUAGUUCGUGAAUUUAAAAAUUUUUAAUAAGAGGGUAAAGAUAUCGCCGCGGAUCGGAGCGUGUCGGGUAGCGGUAUACGAGCUAUCCGUCCAUCUCUCUCGGCACAACAAUGGCCGCCCCCGUGGUUACGUGCACAUGCAGAAUCUGCUCGAAGGCUCGCGUAACACUCGAGAGAAUCUUCAACGUGCUAGACACGUACGGCUGGUUGUUAGACUCAUAUGUCGUGGAUUUCUUCCAAGAGCAACUGUGGGAGAGACUGCCGAGCAGCUGGAGGACCGAUCUGCAAACCGUGUCGCCCGACGAGUUCGGCAAGUGGUUAGCUGGCGACAUCUCGUG
This is a messenger RNA of Wasmannia auropunctata (little fire ant), 362 nucleotides long. RefSeq names its product protein RRNAD1-like. The annotation marks the transcript as partial. The record is from RefSeq and is a predicted model, not a curated record. Lineage: Eukaryota; Metazoa; Arthropoda; Insecta; Hymenoptera; Formicidae. The transcript is spliced from 2 exons.